This is a messenger RNA of Penicillium samsonianum, 312 nucleotides long. RefSeq lists its product as uncharacterized. Bases 1 to 312 code for a protein of 103 amino acids. The transcript is spliced from 4 exons. The record is from RefSeq and is a predicted model, not a curated record. Lineage: Eukaryota; Fungi; Ascomycota; Eurotiomycetes; Eurotiales; Aspergillaceae.
AUGUCCGACCCCAGACUUGUUGAUAUGGAACCCGGCGGAGAGAGCACUCAAUAUGAGUCUAUCCGCGAAUUCACUAAGACUCCCCCAAAGCAGACAGGACAAUUGGGGGGCGGCAGUAAGCACACUAUAAGCGAAGUGAGCCCUGGUCUAGGGACAGAUAGCCCAGCACCCAACAAUGACGAGGAUCUCCAGGCACAGAAGCUGGGCAUGGGAGUAUUCGCUGAGUCCGGUAAAGAUAUGACACGUGACGACGACGAUACCAAGGCCCGCAGACAGCAGGGGUAUGGGCCUGGGUCUGGUGUUGGGGCUUAG